Molecule: messenger RNA, 188 nt
Organism: Entrophospora sp. SA101
Lineage: Eukaryota; Fungi; Glomeromycota; Glomeromycetes; Entrophosporales; Entrophosporaceae
Source: the annotation of a GenBank genome assembly
AUUGGUGGUUAGGUGAUCCUGAAAAUAAGUAUUUUAAAGCAGCUGAAGAAGCAAUUGAACAAGAAUGGGGCAUAAAACCAUUAUAUAUAAGAGAAGGCGGAUCAAUUCCAGCAGUAAGCUGGUUAGAAAAAAGAUUCAAUGCAAUAACUAUAAAUUUACCAAUCGGUCAGAUUUUCAAACAAUUAUAA